This is a messenger RNA of Ctenocephalides felis (cat flea), 1331 nucleotides long. RefSeq names its product transcription termination factor 3, mitochondrial-like. Gene Ontology annotation, biological process: mitochondrial ribosome assembly; regulation of DNA-templated transcription. Gene Ontology annotation, cellular component: mitochondrion. The transcript is spliced from 4 exons. Bases 231 to 1331 code for a protein of 366 amino acids. The record is from RefSeq and is a predicted model, not a curated record. NCBI's taxonomy places the organism in Eukaryota, Metazoa, Arthropoda, Insecta, Siphonaptera, Pulicidae. Gene Ontology annotation, molecular function: double-stranded DNA binding.
GGAUUUUUAAUAUAUUUGAAAUCAAACUACAUAUUAUAUUCUUUUAUUCAUACCUACGAAAAAUGUCUUAUGACAAACAAAAUAUAUAAAGUUAUUUUCUACUUCGUGAGAAUCUGAAUCUUCUGUCAAUUGUUGUGUCUGAUAAUUUAGAACACAGCAACGUCAACAUAAGUUAGUAGUGCAAAUUAAAAAUGGACCAACAAUAAUUCGAUUUCAAGUAUUUAUUAAUUAUGAUAAUGCGUAAGUUAUUCCACAAUAUAACCUCGAGGCAAGGCAAAUUUAACCAAAUAUGUGCACGUUAUGGAAGUUCAGAAAAAGCAGUAGCAACAAAUACCCAAAAUAAAGUAAUUCUUCAAACUGUUACUACUACUGAAGAAUUGGAAAAUGGUAUUAUCGAUUGGAAUACGGAAUUAAAGAAAAUUAAACAAGAUGAAAACAGAUCCGUCCUUUUACCCCCAACACAAGAAGAUGACUUACAAAGCUUUACUCCCUAUCUGAAACAGUCUUUUAAUUUUGCUGCUUACGUCAAUAAAUCUAAAACAUUGCAGGAAUUAGUCAAGUUAGGAGUAGAUUUGAGUAAACUAGAAAAAAUGAAAAACGUUCCUGAUUAUAUUUUGCAACUAGAUUAUGAUAAAGAUAUUAAAAACAGAAUAAUUUAUUUGAAUGGCCUCGGUGUUCCCAUGGAAGAACUUGGAAAAUUUCUAACAAAAAACCCUGGAUUUUUAAAAGAAGAUAUUGAUGAUGUACAAACUAGAAUUUAUUAUAUGCAGUACAAACAAUUUACACCUGAAAUGAUUUCCAGAAUCAUAACAAAAAACCCUAUGUGGUUGAGUUACAGUACAAGAGAUAUCGAUCAAAGGCUAGGUUACUUUCAAAAAGAUUUUAAUCUCACAGGAAAUGAAGUACGUGCAUUGGCAAACGCACAGCCACGACUCAUAACAUAUAGUAUGAACUCAAUCAAAGAAAAUACUUUUACAAUUAAAGAAGAAAUGGGGUUUACAGAUGAUGAGAUGAAAAUUUUAUUAUUGAGGAAGCCGCGAAUAUGGAUGCAAAAUAGAUUUAAAUUACUAGCAAAAUUUGAUUAUAUUCACAAUACAAUGAAAAUAUCACAUAAACAUAUAUUAGAAAUGCCAGAAAUAUUUUAUGCAAGAGAGUUUAUAAUUAAGCAAAGGGAUUCGUUCUUGAGACAUUUAAAUCGCAAUCAAUAUGAUUGCACAAAACCUAACUACGUGUCUUUAAAAGCUUUGAUUGAAGGAACUAAUGAAGAAUUUUGCAUUAAUGUUGCUGGUACACCUGUUGAAACUUUUAAUUUAUACCUCAAAUCUUUAUAG